This is a messenger RNA of Trematosphaeria pertusa, 2236 nucleotides long. RefSeq lists its product as uncharacterized. The record is from RefSeq and is a predicted model, not a curated record. The coding region runs from base 79 to 1896 and encodes 605 amino acids. Lineage: Eukaryota; Fungi; Ascomycota; Dothideomycetes; Pleosporales; Trematosphaeriaceae. The transcript has a single exon.
CAACAACUCCUGCAUCCAUCCUUCGAUCCCGUCAUCAUAUGUCCAGCGCUGCACUGCGCGUUACGCUUCUCUCUCUCCAUGCCUAUGACUCCGCGACCCAACCACAGGCGCCAACCCACAGCUGGACCUCGAAAGAAGAACCCCAUCAUGAAGUCCACCCGGCGCGCUGGUACUUCUCGGCCGGCCCGCACCAAAUGGAAGCGCCCGCAAGAAGACUCUGAAGCCGAAGCCGACAAGCCAAAAGGUGUGUGCCCCGCAAAACAGCUCCGAAGACUCCCUUCCUCCCGACACGAGUUCUCUGAGAACUUGGAAGAAGGCUCUAAUGCUGAAGCCGACGAGCCAGAAGGUGUGCGCCCUUUAGAAGAGCCCAAAGAACUCUCUCCCCAGCCCCGGCCUGUCCAACUACCUUCCACCUCUCCUGCGCAAAGACGCAGAACCCUACGCCUCCAAGGUGCCGAUCCUAUCCAGACAACGCCCGACUCCGUUCAGCACGUGAAGACUCGAAAGCGACCUCGAGAGCGACCUCGAGAAGACGAAGUUUCACUCCCCCGCCCUUCGCCCGAGCCGUUUCUAAAACGAGUACAAACAUCAGUUAACGAACCGCUCAAGUGCAAGACAAUUAGUGAGGCUCGGGUUGGCUACUGGAGGGAGACCGGAGCCUGGCCGACAGAAGAACAAGAGGCAACAAUGGAUCGUUUUCUCAAGCUUGUCGAUCAUGCGCGUGCAAAGAAACGAUCGCUGAGCCGUAAACGCUCAAACGCCUCAGCCUCGGAAACAAUCCCGACACAGAGUACGAGCAGCAUGUCGCGGGAUCAGAAGUGUGCUCCGUAUAGGCAUCCACUGUUUCAACGUCAACUCAAAGAGUGCGGCAGCUUUAUGGAUGAUCACGAACUCGGCAUUACACCGGAAAGCGAAAAACUUUGCCAGCAGCUCCUGAAAGAACUACAGCCAGCUCCUCAACAUACUCUUUUCUCCGAUGAUGAACUGUUCAAGAAGACGUGUAAAAGGAUCAAGGGCGAGAACGAGACAAAAGUGGUCCGCGAUAUUUCGCAGCUCAUUGUGCCGUCAGCUGAGAUACUCGCUGACAAGGGGGCCACACACCUCGCCAUUCUCCGAGAGACUACCAACGCAUGCUGGACCAAUUCCAUCCCUUUCAUCAAUCCUCCUGGGUCUCGUUCUCGUUCCGGACCUCGACCGCAGCCAGAUUUUGGACUUGGGUUCGAUAGAGAUGCUUUUAAUCCCGAACAGCUGCGAAAGCUUCAACCAUUUCUCGGCGACCUCCUUGCCGAUUCCUCCUUCUUUGCAGCCACGUAUCAAAUGUAUUUUCCAUUUCUUACCAGCGAGGUAAAGUGCGGAGACCGCGAACUUGAUGUUGCUGAUCGACAGAAUGCUUACACUCAGUCUGUCAUCUUACGCGGUCUGCACUUACUUUUCCAGCUGGUUGACCAAGAGAAUGAACUGCAUCGGGAGAUUAAUAGCUUUUCGAUAUCUCAUAACGACGAGGAUGUGAGAAUCUGGGGCCACUACGUCGUAAUUGAUGGAAAAGAUGUCAAGUUUUACCGGCAUUUAAUCUCGAAGUUUAUUUUCGCGCCAUCCGGGGAAGGGGAUCAGAGGUGGAAAGCCUACAAGUUCGUCAGAAAUGUUUACGACUUGUGGCUUCCCAAGCACUUUGAAAGAAUAUGCUCCGUCAUCGACAUGCUACCGGCUGAUUUGAACUCCGAUGUCUCCGAGCAGGACCUGGCCUCUUCACGCUCAGGACUAUCCCAACAACUUGAAGAUUACAGCUUCGUCGAUGAAGGAAUAAUACCGAAUAGCCGACCAAGCCUCCGGCCAAUCACUCCGGACACCACGAUCAACGCUGGGUCCGGCAACUCCAAGAAGACAAAGACGAAGUAACGACUUGCACUCACCAUUCACGUCGGGCUCGGCUGUAUCUCUUGCGUCAGAUAUCCCACACCAACUGCGAAUCCAGCGUAGCCGCAUAAGCAGUAACGGGUAUCCAGUGUUUGUGACGCAGGCGGCAGUACCCUCACUAUCUACAAUCGACGAGAAAGGAGUGGGACUAUCGAACAGGAUGGAUGUUACUAAAUGGAUCGAUUAGCCUGCAGAGGCUUGCUUGGGCGCUACGCAGUUGAGCAAGAAGUUCGAGGGUGGCCGAUGUCGAGCUGACUGGAGGGUUUAUCUUUGCAUUCUCCUUUAAAUAGAAACGUCCUCGCCUACUCAUUUAUUCUAAGCG